CCCCCUCCCAAUGGCAACUACAAUGACGACCUACGCACCCACACCCGACGCUCACCACCACCACGAAGAGGUUGAUUUUAUGACCAUGUUCACCAACCAAAACGACGACGUUGUCACCAAGUCUGACUCGACCUCCGCCAUGUCUAGCGUCUCGAAGCAGACACUCGUUCAAGGUCAGCAGGCUGUGCCUGCCAUCCCCGCACCACCUACUCUGCCCACCGCCGACCCGCUUCAGGUGUUUGACGCCCCCGCAUCAACCGCUGCAGCGGCUGCUUGGCAGCACCAGCAGCACGUUCAGUACCAGGCCUACCCCCACCAGCACGCGAUGCCCCUUCAGAUGCCCCAUGGCGUCGCCUACCCAGCACACAUGAUGUACCACCCACAGCCACCACUGGGCCCUCCCUUCAUGCCUGGACAGUUGACGCCCAUGGCGCAGUACGUUGAGCCCGCUUCACUGCCCGGGGCGCAGCCUGCCUACGCAUCGUACCCUGGACCUUCCUCCGCCAUGCCCUCGGCGGUUACGGAGGGUGAGGCGAAGCCUUUGGUGACAACUCCACCCACCUCGGGCGUCGCUGCCACAACUUCCGCUCCCGCUGUUGCUACGGUCAACGGUACGGCCUCGUCGUCGGGUACCAAUUCGCCUAAUGGCGCUACUACUACCGCGGCAGGCCGCCGCAAGCGCAAGCUCACACCUGAAGACAAGCGUCGUAUCUGCGAGAUCUACCGCAACUCGCAGGGCAAGAUUCGUCAGGAGGACAUUGCCAAGGAGUAUUCCGUUGACCGGAGUACAAUCUCAAAGAUCCUCAACCAGGAGGACCGCUGGCUCGACCCUGAGCAGUCUGGUGGCGCCGCCGGCCUCUCACGUCGCCCGGGCGGUCGCUACCCUGCCAUCGAAGAGGACAUUCACCGCUGGCUCGACGAGGCUGUUCUUGCCGGUCGUGAGGUGCGCGACUCGGAGGCCCGAGAGGAGGCCCUCAAGAUUGGCAUGCGCCUGGGUCACCCUCACUUCCAAGCGUCGUCCAAGUGGUGGGAUGGUGUCAAACGCCGUCGACUUGAAGAGGGUCGCGCGAUGCCCAUGCCCCGUCGCCCACCAACUGCCCCUCGCGCCCCUACCCAGUCCAUGCCAGGUCUUGUUCGCACCUAUACAAUGGACAUGCCGACUCAGACCUUCCCCAUGGCUGGCCCCAGUGGUUAUCCUCUCAUGGACCAUGGCAUCCUCGCGGCCGGUGGUGUCCCCGGUGGAAUGAUGCCUGGUAUGCCUCACGCAAUGCGUGCGCGCUCGCAGUCCUCGCCUCAGGUGUACAAUGCCUAUGUCGCUGCUGCUCAGCAGGCGCCAUCAUCUGGCCCCGCACCUCGGCAACGUAUGAGCCCACCACGUCACUCCCCGGUCACACCGCUGACCCGCAACCGCUCAUACCACGGCUCGUCCACAAACUCAUCACCCAUCGGACGCCCAUCACCGCUUCACCGCGCCAACUCGUCCGGCGGGCGUCCCUCGCCCCACCUUAGACUUGGUGCAUCAGCCUUCGGCCUCACUCCCAUGUCUGAGCCUCAGAACGGUAUUCACACGCCCACGCAGCCCACCGGGUUCGUAGACAUGCAACAGGUCGGCACAACGACCCCGACCACUUCGGCCAGCGCCAGCAUGCCCUCGCUCUCGCCCUUGUCUGUCUCCGAGUCGUCUGACAUGCCAUCAGUCCCGACGGCUGCCUUGUCGCCCUCCACGCCGUGCACUCCCGCACAGCCCACGUUUGCUGUUGUGCCCGUCCAGCCCGAACACAUGGACAUGGCUGGCGGCUGCGCUCCUCAGCCUAUGAUCUACUCCCACCAGCCUCACAUGGUCAUGGGCGGGUACCCUGGCGUGCACUACGCGCAACCGAUGUACCCUGGCUAUGAGUACGUGCAGGGUCAGUGGUAGAUAGGAUUUUGUCUAGCUCGUCUGCAGCUGUGCUGCGGGCCGACGCUCUCGACACCUCACAUGUGACACUGGCUGGUCCGGUGCAUGUUAUUGCCACGUAGCAUCAGUUCGUUUCCGCCUCACUCGCGAUGUAUAUGAUCAUGACACACGGCCGAUU
Cutaneotrichosporon oleaginosum is the source of this 2075-nucleotide messenger RNA. RefSeq lists its product as uncharacterized. Gene Ontology annotation, molecular function: DNA binding. NCBI's taxonomy places the organism in Eukaryota, Fungi, Basidiomycota, Tremellomycetes, Trichosporonales, Trichosporonaceae. The record is from RefSeq and is a predicted model, not a curated record.